Macrobrachium nipponense is the source of this 342-nucleotide messenger RNA. Its product is annotated as protein GVQW3-like. The record is from RefSeq and is a predicted model, not a curated record. The transcript has a single exon. The coding region runs from base 1 to 342 and encodes 113 amino acids. NCBI's taxonomy places the organism in Eukaryota, Metazoa, Arthropoda, Malacostraca, Decapoda, Palaemonidae.
AUGGGAAUAACACAGAUAAAGGAGUGGUAUAAUCGCUUCAAGCAAGGACAAAUCUCAGUUGAGAGCAAGCCACGGUCAGGCAGGCCAUCCACCAGCAGAAACGAAGAAUUCGUUGAAAAUGUUCGUCGAAUAGUGGAGGACGACUGUCGUAUAACCAUCAAAGAAAUUACUGAAGAAGUAGGAAUAAGCACAGGAUCAGUUCAUAUAAUUUUAACGGAAGAUUUGGCCAUGCGACGAGUGUCUGCUAAAUUCGUUCCCAAGUUGCUGGUGGAACAGCAGAAACAACUCCGCCUGGAAAUUGCACAAGACCUACUUGAUCCAAGCUUAUCUGGCCAAACAUAA